Messenger RNA from Fukomys damarensis (Damara mole-rat), 2176 nucleotides. It is a transcript of the gene Hoxa6, whose product is annotated as homeobox A6. Gene Ontology annotation, biological process: regulation of transcription by RNA polymerase II; anterior/posterior pattern specification. NCBI's taxonomy places the organism in Eukaryota, Metazoa, Chordata, Mammalia, Rodentia, Bathyergidae. Gene Ontology annotation, molecular function: RNA polymerase II cis-regulatory region sequence-specific DNA binding; DNA-binding transcription factor activity, RNA polymerase II-specific. The record is from RefSeq and is a predicted model, not a curated record. Gene Ontology annotation, cellular component: nucleus. The transcript has 2 exons. The coding region runs from base 202 to 903 and encodes 233 amino acids.
UGCUGCCUCGGUCGCCGCGGUCCCCGGGGAUCGGGCUCCGGCGCUCGCUCCCAUUGGCCGCCGCUGCGUCAGCUGGUGCGAUUUGCUGCUGUCGCUUUUGGCGUUCGGCCAUCCAGAAACAAACCAGUUCGAUGACUACUAAUAGUUAUAGCCAGAUGUACUAAUACACAACAAAUCACAGUCCUGCAGAGGGGCGCGCAAAUGAGUUCCUAUUUUGUGAAUCCCACUUUCCCCGGGAGCCUGCCCAGCGGCCAGGACUCCUUCUUGGGCCAGCUGCCCCUCUACCCGGCUGGCUAUGACGCGCUGAGGCCCUUCCCGGCCUCGUAUGGGGCGUCGAGCCUUCCGGACAAGACGUACACCUCACCUUGUUUCUACCAACAGUCCAACUCGGUCCUGGCCUGCAACCGGGCGUCCUACGAGUACGGGGCCUCAUGUUUCUAUUCUGAUAAGGACCUCAGUGGCGCCUCGCCCUCGGGCAGUGGCAAGCAGAGGGGCCCCGGGGAUUAUCUGCACUUUUCUCCCGAGCAGCAGUACAAACCCGACAGCAGCACCGUACAGGGCAAAGCCCUCCAUGAUGAAGGCACCGACCGGAAGUACACGAGCCCUGUUUACCCUUGGAUGCAGCGGAUGAACUCCUGCGCGGGUGCUGUGUACGGGAGCCACGGGCGCCGAGGCCGCCAGACCUACACACGCUACCAGACCCUGGAGCUGGAGAAGGAGUUCCACUUUAACCGCUACCUGACACGGCGCCGCCGCAUCGAGAUUGCCAAUGCGCUCUGCCUCACCGAGCGCCAGAUCAAGAUCUGGUUCCAGAACCGCCGCAUGAAGUGGAAAAAGGAAAAUAAGCUCAUCAAUUCCACACAGCCCAGCGGGGAAGACUCUGAGGCAAAAGCGGGCGAGUAGAUGUCUGGGCAGGGACCAGGCCAGCGCUGCAACCUCCUUUGGCUUUGCCCCCUUGCCCUUGCCUGCUUCCCAACUUUUCUCCCCUUGUGCUGCUAUGGGGGGCUUCUGCAGCUUCAGGGGAGCCCGAAGCUUUGAAAGCUCUCGAGUAUUUAUUACAAAAAAAAAAAAAACACCAACAACAACAACCCAAAGCCCCUCACACAUAGCCAGUGCCAGCAGUGGAGCGGCGUGCACUGUACACACACAGGCCUGCUCCCCAAGAUUCCCCAAGACAGGUCCGAGCUCCCAGAGUGUGCCCGAAUUUCUCCCCAGCUCCUGUGUUAUCUCCUUCACGCUCCUGGAGCUCGGAAUGUGGAGUUGCUGGAGAAGAAAGAGCUCCAGGCAGUGCCCAGUUUGGUGUCUGGGCAUCUCUGCCGCGGUCCGGGCGGUAAGCCCUGAAGGGCAUCAUUAAAUCAGCUCCAGGCACUGGAAAGAGAGGAGGGCCUAAGGGCUGGGGCCCCAGCCCUGCCUUGGCCUUUCGGGCCGCCCCCAAACAGGAAGAAGCUUGAGGAACAAAAGGGCCCUGACUCAGCCUGGUCUCUCCCGGCCUGCUCACAACCAACGGUGGAAAAGAAGCAGCCAGCCGAGCAGAGCAAGCCUGGGCGCGGGUGGAAUGUUACAGCCUGAGGAGCGACUGGGCUCCCGCAAGUUCCUGACUCCGGAUCCGGGAUCCCUGCCUCUGACAGCGCCGGUGCCGCCAAGAAGCAGUUUUCAGCACCCAAGGAGGGGGUUCAGGGCCAUGGUUGCCACCAGAGUGCUGGCUUCCAAACGUGCCAGGGGCGCCUGCGACGCGGGGCCUCCAGCGGGAAGAUUCUGCUUGCCUCCCAGCUAUAUUUGUGAUUUACUUUCGCCUUUUGUAGCCCAGGAAAAUAACUACGGAGAUACUAGGCACUGCCAUGAAAUGCUUCCAUUAUCUCCCUCAAUUUACUCCCGGAGGCCUAAGCAAGACCCCAAUAACUCGGUCCAAGGAUUCCCAGCUUCCAAGCAGGUUUUGUGGCCUCAGGAAGCCCAGGCCCACUCGCUGGGUUCACAGAGAACCCUCCGAUUCGGAGCCCGGCUGGCUACAGGAAUGGGACUUGGCGGUGAAGAUUCUGCAAGCCAGAUAAGUAAGCAAAUCAAAUAGCAAACUAACACAAAACCAUAUUUACAAGAAAGAAAAAUCUACUCCAGUUACAAAAGUGUGUGGAAUCUGACCUCGCCUCAGAGAAACACUACACAAAAGCUAUCUUUAAUA